GGGAGGGCGUGACAGGUGACGAUCUGCGCAAGGUAAUGGAUUGAGAAAGACACGCAAAUUCUCGGUCAAAUCUUCAAUUGUCCUUCACUGUGGGUUGCCAGCGUGUACUUGUCGCGCUAACUCAAACAGGGAGUCAUACGCCACGGCUCUCGAGGUGAAGGAGUGUUUGUGCUCAAUCAAACGCAAGGCAACACUCGAAAUUGCGCCAUAGUCAUGAGUCUGGCUCUAUGGUUCCUAGAAGGGUUUGGACUUCGCAAUUCACCUAGCCGGUGUGACCCCUUGUUUAUAUCUAUCAACUCCACGCUGCUCGUCCCCAAACCACAACACAUCCUUCACCAUGGCUACAAUUGGUACAGCUCCAAAGGGAUACGUCAUGGUCUCAGAGGCCGGCAGGGGCGUGACAGCUCGCGUCUACUAUUGCCUGCCUGUUCCGCAAGUUAGCUUCAUCACCAGCGGCCGCACUGUCACGAUCACACCCGACUCAUUCGGUUUCGCAGGUCUCAAGCGCUCCAUCGUCGCCCUUAAGGUCUCCCCCAGUAAGUCUCUGAUCACCCGCGAGGACAAAGCGCUCCAUGCAAUCCGAGAGUCCACCUCCCCCAACGCGACCGCGAUGAGACGCCACUUCCUUGAUGUCAAGAGCGUGGGUACAUUCACCGGCCUAGGUGCAAACCACAGCUGCGCUGUACUCGAAGCAGUCAUUCCUCCCGUGACACUCGGAGAUCUCCUGCAGGCAUUUGGAGGCGACGUGAAAGCCCCGAUUCCGCUCGUCUACAACCUUUUCCUAUCGCUUGUUCCUGCGCUCUCCUUCUUGAAGGGCGAGGUAGAGUGGGCGCACAACGACGUCAAGGAAGACAACAUCAUGUGCCGCACUUACGAAGGCCGUCCAUUCGAUCUGCCAGAGUUCGUGUUCGUUGACUUUGGCAUGGCUUACGGUGUGCGAGGUGUCAAGAACGACUCGGGCGACUGCAAGAACUUGCUUGGUUUGGUAAGGGAGUUGGCUGAGAACGCUGAAGAGUCAAAUGACCAACAGUGGCUUAGUUUCAAGCGCAUGCUCGUUGGCGAGAGGAACAGGACUCGAUGGCAGGUUGACGACGAAUUCGGCAAGAUCUGGGAUAGCUGGAAGGACAUCGCAGAGGUGGCGAGGAGCAAGGUCAAGGUCGGUGAGGUGGGCAGAAUCGACGAUAUGUUCGAGCAGGUGGCGCUGAUGAAGAAGAGGAUCACGGAUGAGAUGGUGGUGCACGCAGCCCGCGAUGGCCAUGUGGGAAUGCUAGUGGAUUGGGCUUCCUGAUUUCUUCUGGCUCUGCUCACAGUACCUUGGUUCGCAUUCACUGGAACAUCUCGUCUGGUUAGCAAGAGACAUUUUGACUGUCAGCUUCACCGAAUCUGACAACGGAGUAGGUCAAGUAUCCUACCAAUACAAACUGAAUUAUUAUUGACUAAUCAGCUUGAGUUUGCGGAUGAUGAGUAUAUUGCAGAUAGGAUAGGUUUACUUAGCCUCGCCAAACCUAUGCACAGGCUGACCAUGGUAGCAAAUCCUCAC
Molecule: messenger RNA, 1540 nt
Organism: Boeremia exigua
Lineage: Eukaryota; Fungi; Ascomycota; Dothideomycetes; Pleosporales; Didymellaceae
Exons: 2
Coding region: 338-1288 (316 amino acids)
Biological process (GO): protein phosphorylation
Molecular function (GO): protein kinase activity; ATP binding
Source: RefSeq, a predicted model, not a curated record